Messenger RNA from Aplysia californica (California sea hare), 480 nucleotides. Its product is annotated as sodium/glucose cotransporter 4-like. Gene Ontology annotation, cellular component: plasma membrane. The record is from RefSeq and is a predicted model, not a curated record. Gene Ontology annotation, molecular function: D-glucose:sodium symporter activity. Lineage: Eukaryota; Metazoa; Mollusca; Gastropoda; Aplysiida; Aplysiidae. The coding region runs from base 1 to 480 and encodes 159 amino acids. Gene Ontology annotation, biological process: transmembrane transport. The transcript has 6 exons.
AUGGCGACGUCGCAGAAUGCCCUGGAGGAGGCAGACUACGCCAUGAUAGCCAUCUAUUUCGUGCUCGUUCUCGCCGUGGGGCUGUGGGCCAUCUAUCUCCUGAUCGCCCUAGGAUGGGUGUUUGUGCCUGUCUAUGUCGCCAGUGGGGCGUUCACCAUGCCGGAGUACCUAAAGAAAAGGUUCGGCGGCGUCCGCUUGAGAGUGUACCUGUCCGUACAGUCGCUGUUUGUCUACGUGCUCACCAGGAUCACGGCCGAGAUGUACUCUGGCGCCAUCUUCAUCAACCAAAUGUUGGGCUGGAACAUGUACGCGUGUGUGGCCGUUAUCUUGGCGGUCACAGCCCUCUACACCAUCGCUGGCGGUCUGGCAGCUGUUAUAUACACCGACACUCUGCAGACGGUCAUCCUGCUUCUUGGCGCCACUGUGCUCUUCGUCAUCACUCGGUUUGGACCUGGCAUGAGGUCGAAGUCCACUGCCUAA